Molecule: messenger RNA, 471 nt
Organism: Yarrowia lipolytica CLIB122
Lineage: Eukaryota; Fungi; Ascomycota; Dipodascomycetes; Dipodascales
Source: RefSeq, a predicted model, not a curated record
AUGGGAUUCACUAUUGUUGUUGGAUGCGACGAGGCUGGCGUUGAUUACAAGAACAGAAUCAAGGCCGAUCUCGAAAAGUCCCCUCGAGUCGACAAGGUCAUUGACGUUGGUGUCAAGGCCUCGGAAGACAAGACCGCCUACCCCAACAUUGCCAUUGCUGCUGCUGAGAAGGUGGCCUCCGGCGAGGCCGACCGAGCCAUUCUCAUCUGUGGUACCGGUCUUGGUGUCGCCAUCUCCGCCAACAAGGUGGCCGGUGUUCGAGCCGUGACUGCACAUGACUCCUUCUCCGUCGAGCGAUCCAUUCUUUCCAACAACGCCCAGAUUCUCUGCAUGGGCCAGCGGGUGGUUGGAAUCGAGCUUGCUCGACGUCUGGUGGCCGAGUGGCUCACCUACGAGUUUGACCAGACCUCUGCUUCUGCCGCUAAGGUUGCCGAUAUUGAGACCUACGAGAAGAAGCACAUUGCUGCCUAA